Molecule: messenger RNA, 1062 nt
Organism: Lasiodiplodia theobromae
Lineage: Eukaryota; Fungi; Ascomycota; Dothideomycetes; Botryosphaeriales; Botryosphaeriaceae
Product: Factor for adipocyte protein
Exons: 3
Coding region: 1-1062 (353 amino acids)
Source: RefSeq, a predicted model, not a curated record
AUGGCUCUCAGCGGGACUGACAAUAUGUUAAUACACUGCGCCAUCUGCGGAGCUCCCACAGCCAAGCAUCAACCCGCAACGCUUCUCAGCGACCCGGCACGGGAGCUGGAGGUGGUGAUAGAGCACUUCGCCACGAAAUGGGGGCCCUCCCGAUUCACCACCGGCCGCGCCAUCGACGAGCUGCGGGUCGCCAAUGCCGGCCGCUGCUUCUUCACCACCAACGACGACGACGAUGAGGGCCGCAGGGCGACGGCCUACGCCUCCGACGACACGGUCCCGGGCGCCGACCGCUACUACAUCCCCGUCCACGACUACUGCCUCAGCCUGACCAAGCGCAUCCUGGCCUCCGGCCACGGCCGCGUCCGAACCAUGCGCCAGCUGUGGAAAGUCCUCCGUACGAGAUGUCUGGCCACCGUCGCCAGUGGCCGGACGGAGCCGCUCGCCGGGACCGACGCUCCCGACGACUACCACCUGCCGCCUCGAGCAGAGGACGAGAGUCGGGAAGACCGCUGGUGUACGGCAGAUGCAUGGGACGUCCCCGACCUCACCGCCGGCGUCCUCGCCCAGAUGACGCCUUCUCGGCCCCCUUCUCUGGACGGGCGGCAGGCCGAGUUCCGGGCGCGGUUCGAGCGGCUCCCGCAGGAGAUGCAGGACCACAUCCUGUCCUUCGUCUUCACCGAACAACACUUCCCGCCGGACUGCACGUACCUGAUCCCCCAAGGCGCGUGGAUGAACCUGCUGCUGCAGGGCCAGGUCGUGCCGUACCUCUGGGACCUGGACCGCGACGAAGUCGAGAAGAAAGUAGCGGAAGGCCGGGAAAGGGGGGUGGAGUGGGACUUUGAGCUGCUCGUCCGCCGGCUCUGCCAGGCGCGGUCCAUGGCCGACGGGGCGCCGCUGGCGAGCAUGCCGGCCGGCCUGCGGAACCGCCAGCGCGUGUGGAAGCUCGUCCAAGACAUGUACGUGGGAGAUUUCCUGCCCGAGACGCCCGCAGCAGCCGCCAUCCCGCGGUACUGGGACGAGGAUGGGAACCUCCAGUACCCUUUGGUCUGGAUACGAAGAUAA